Larimichthys crocea (large yellow croaker) is the source of this 2196-nucleotide messenger RNA. RefSeq names its product nitric oxide synthase interacting protein (gene nosip). NCBI's taxonomy places the organism in Eukaryota, Metazoa, Chordata, Actinopteri, Sciaenidae. The transcript has 10 exons. Bases 442 to 1353 code for a protein of 303 amino acids. Gene Ontology annotation, cellular component: nucleus. The record is from RefSeq and is a predicted model, not a curated record. Gene Ontology annotation, molecular function: ubiquitin protein ligase activity.
AGAUUAAAUAGCACACCCAACAUAAUAGGGAAACAUCCAACUGGUCUAUGUAGCUGUGGGGGGAGAGAGACAGUGGAGCAUGUGAUGGUUGAAUGUCAUGGAUAUGAAAGGGAGAGGGAAGAGAUGAUGGCAGGGUUGCGGAGGACAGGAGCAGUGGAGAAAAGCUUCAAAAGUAUAAUAGGAUGUGGGAAAUGUAGAGAAGGGAGGAAAAUCAUAAUGGGGUAUCUGGUUUCAACUGGGUUAAUAAAAAUAAUUUAAAAAAGGGAAAGGAAAUUAAAUAGUAAAAAGGUAAAGUCCAGAAGAUGGCGGUAUAUGCAACUAUAAGGAUGCAGACUGCCGUAAAACACCAAAGAAGAAGAAGAAGAAGAAGAAGAAGAAGAAGAAGAAGAAGAAGAAGAAGAAUUGUGUGCUCGCGGUGGAGACUACCGGAUUUAUUGCACAAUGACUCGCCAUGGAAAGAACUGCACGGCCGGAGCUGUGUACACAUACCACGAGAAAAAGAAAGACACAGCGGCCUCUGGUUAUGGAACGCAGAGUAUUCGACUGGGCAAAGAUGCAAUCAAAGACUAUGACUGCUGCUGCCUAUCCCUGCAGCCCUGUCAGGAUCCUGUAGUGACUCCAGAUGGGUACUUGUAUGAAAAGCAGGCCAUUCUUGAAUACAUUCUGCACCAGAAGACAGAAAUUGCCAAAAAAAUGAAGGCGUAUGAGAAGCAGAAGCAAACGCAGAAGAGCAACAGCCAACUUGAGUCCAAGUCAGAGGAAAGAGAGCGUGUGGAGAGGUUUAAAACCAGGGAAAACAGCAUUGUAUCCAAACCCAUCAACCCAUUUAUGUCUGGACAGAACAAAGAAAGUGAAAAAGGCAGGACAAACAACAGCUCAGCAGAGUCCUCCUCUGUCUCAGCUGGCCCUUCCACCCAAAGCCUGCCCAGUUUCUGGAUUCCUUCUCUGACACCAGAGGCCAAGCCCACCCUGCUGAAGAAACCAAGUAAGGUUGUGUCAUGUCCCAUGUCAGGACGACCUAUUAAAAUGAAUGAGCUGAUCACAGUUUGCUUCACCCCACUGGAUCCAAGCCUGGACCGAGUGGCCCUGCUCACCCGACAGGACAGGUAUGUAUGUGCAGUAACCAGAGACGUCCUUGGCAAUAGUGUUCCCUGCGCUGUUCUGCGAACCUCGGGUAAUGUGGUAACUCAGGAGUGUGUAGAGAAAUUGAUCAAGAAGGACAUGAUUGAUCCUGUGACUGGAGACAAACUGUCAGAGAAGGACAUCAUACCCCUGCAGAGGGGUGGAACUGGCUACGCUGCCUCCGGGGUUGACCUCCAUGCCAAAGAGGCUCGUCCAGUGAUGCAGGUGUGAGAAGAUGUAGGACUGCACUGCAGUUUCACAUUAACAGAUUCCUCCCAGUGUGUCGAUAACUUUCACAUAAUUUGAUGCUCUUUGUUGUUUGAUGGCAUAUUUUCAUGUUACAUUGCAUUUUUUUGUUGAACUCGAUUUUUUUUUCAUUCAUGUGAAAUACAAUUCUUUAAAAAAAAUUAUGUUUCACUGACUGUGAUCAGACAUAAUUAUUCUGUUCAUUCUUUCAGCAGAGCUAGUUGUUGGAAAAAAUACAGCUUUGACUUUUCUUUACUAUUCACUAAUAAAGAUUUUGCAUAAACAUUAUCUUAAUGGUCUACAUAAGAGAAGGAUCAAAUGAUUGAUCAUGCAACAUGUGAAUGAAGAUUAAAUUAACAGGACCUGGUCUAGGUGAUAUUAAAGCCUUUCCAAAUUUUAUAUCUAGACAAGAUAAAUGUGACCCGGUUUGGUUUUCUGCUGUAUGUGAUGACUCGGUCCAAACUUUAACAUGUAAGCAGGUAGUUUUCCAUUUUACUGUCUGCUUGUUACUGCGUGUCUUGUAUGCAUUUCUGUGACUCAUUCUGCAUUUUUGGCUGCAUUCAGCAGUGAUAUUACAGUAAAGCACAGAUGUUAGAGAUCACAUCCAGAGCAUUUAUAGUCACUAGUGGAAACCAGUUGCUGGCUGUUUUUAUUAUAUGUAGCUUCAGAGAUAAAACUGUGUCCACACCAAUUCCAAUGACUUUUUAUCAGGUUUAUAUUGCCUAAUUUGAAUAUAAGCUCUUUUGUUGGCCAGUUCUGCUUAAGAGGAUGUCCCUAAAUUUGUUCCAAGGUAGAAAUAUUUGUACAUAAUAAAAACAUAAUUCCUCC